AUGGCGCUCACGCUGACCCGUUCCGAGCGUCUCCCGACGGAGCGCGGGCCCCACGACGUCGGCCCGGGGACGUACGAUGUGCGCGCCCCCCUCGGCGCGGCCCCCGGAACGGGCGCCCCGUUUCUCUCCAUGGCAGAUAGAAACUCGGUGAAGAAGGUAUGGCUUGCUCAGAUGUUACAAUCUCAAACGUUACAAUAGAUUCUGGAAUUCGAAUUUGUGUUGCAUAAUGAGCAUGACAGACUCGCACAGCGUUCCACCUUUUGCAAUACAAAUUUCGGCAGAUUGUAGUGCGGUUUGGGACUCCGGAACUUGUCAUGCGCAGUCCUAUGAGACUUGGUUAGAUCAUGCACCUCUUGCGUCACAGAUUUCCAUAUUCGAUUGUAACGCUUGAGAUUGUAACGUCUGACCGGGUCAUAGAAGGGUGGCGCACCGGGACCGGGUGCGUACGACGUUCCGGUCGGAUUGCCGACGGACAAGGAGAUUCUCGCCGGGUCCGCGGACUUCCGCUCUUCCGCACCGAGAUUAGGGGAUUUCGGCGGGUUAGGAACCGCGGUAGAUGCGCCGGGGCCGGGGACCUAUGAGAUCGGCGCGAGCAGCUCGUCGAGUAAAAGGCCAAAGCAGCCGGAGCCGCAGCGGACCGGGGGAUUGGUGCUGUCGAGUAAAACCGCACCGUCUAUGGAAUGCAUAGAUGUCUGGAUCUUGAGAUGAAGUGACGACUUCUAGUGCCAGUGGUCUUCAAAAGUGACGACUUGUAUCCCAAAAUUUUGUCAUGCUUGGCUGUAUGAGGAAAGGUGCUAAUCAUGCAGGACUCAGUAACACAAGUUUCGGUUUCCAGAACAAGACCCAGACCACAUAUUUGCAACUCAUACCCUCCGUGCCGGAUCAACUGCUGCAAAGAGACGAAAUCGUUAGGGAGAAGCUGCAGGUUCUUGACAAUUUAACUGUGAUGAACAACGACCUUCUAUUGCUUGAGAUGAUGGGACUUCUGCAUCUGAACGACAACUUUCGUAUGACGACUUCCUUUUCCCAUACUAGCAUGCAACAGAAAUAAGUUUAAGUACAAAAAUAAUUGAACAUCAAUUCCAAAACAGGAAGAGCUGGAACGGGACCAGUUCCACCCAGACAAGUCAAAAACGAAACCGAAACGCGGCUCGGAUUUCCAUUCCUCGAAAGUGCUUCGUCCAACCCCAGGCGGGGGCGGCUCGAUAGAAACCCCGGGCCCUGGGCAGUACAACCAAAUACCAGCGAUAAAAGAGGAGCCUGUGGAUCACGAAAGCUUCCAGUUCAAGUCAAAAACAUUGCUGCCGUAUCAGAGAAAUCAAAAGACGACGACUGCAACGGGCCCAGGACCGGGGGAGUAUUGGAUGUUUUUUUUUCGUGCCUCCGUGCUUACCCCGAGCCCUUUUCCAUGCCAAAAAGCGGGAAAAGUAACGAAAAUAAAUGCUUCCAUAAUCGUACCCAGGUACCACGAGGCCACGAUAAAUCCGAAACCCAAGUGGGUGAUCGACCGCUUCGACUUUGGGUCUAAAGUAGCAAGAUUGCAGGACAAGAAAGCAUAUCAAAUGUAAAAAUGUCUGGGUCUGGAAGGUUGGAACUUGUGAUGCUAGCUUUGGACUCUAAAAAGAUUGUCUUGCAUGACCAGCAAUAGGAGCCCAGUUUGUGCUACGCGGGGAGGGCAUUUGUCAUGCGGGAUAGGCAUCAGGAAGGCCUCUAAAAAUAUGUGAUGCCAGACCAUGCAUUACAGACAUCAUGGCUCAUGGAAAAUAUGCAUGACAAAUCUAGAAAUCUUCCAGACCCAGACAUUUUUACAUUUGAUAAAGCAGAGGCAGUUCCAGGCCCCGGGGCGUACCGCGUAGAGGCAAGUGCUGGACCCAAGAAAAAAAGCAAAUUCGUUGGCGUGCACAACCCGGCUGUGAUAAUGGCGUUGCAGGAAAUGGUAUUCAAAAUUAUGAUAUAUGCUGUGUUACACCUAAGAAUCAUACCAACCAUUAAAGAACGUGAUUGUGCAGUCCAGCUUCGAAAUAUUACUUACGCUCAUACUCAUACAUACUGAUCGCUUUUGAAACAUAAAAAAGUCCUCACAUCACACUCUCACUACAGGAAGGGGUCCCUCUCUCGGCUUUCUGCAGCAGCGACGUGCGCAGCUGUCACAAAGACCGCGCGGUAGAGCUGGCACCACCACCCGGCACCUACUACGAAAACAUAAACAAGCUCUACGGCAGCAUCACCGCGAAAGUCGAGCAAAAAGCGUCCGUGGGGAAGCUCGGUGUGUUCGGCUCCCGAGCGGAAAGAUUUCCGCCGCAGAAACCGGAGCAGGGCGGCUUUGGCAGCCUGCUAGAGAUGGAGUACAGAAUGAUGGUUAUGUGUUGCGCACGCGCACCUUUACGCAUGUCUAUGUCUUUAAAUCUUUUUUGGCGGGCAGAUACAGAAGUUGUGAUCGUGCUAUGUGCGUGGAACAAAUUAUUCACUGUUUCUAGAUUCUACUGUCAUGCUGGUCGUCGUACAUCUGGAAUACUAGUAUCCUAUGAUCCCCCAGGUCUAUGUCCAGCUCGCCGCCGAAAGAUUCGCUCUACGGUGGCGAAAGCAGCAUGUUCAAAAGCACAUCUCUUCGCUUCGACGGCGAUGACGAAUUUCGGCAGAGGAAACCAGUGCGACCAACGAGAAAACCGCCUGCAACAAGCACGCAGCAGCCAGCGCAUGCGGGCGGGACGGAGGCAGGUAGUAUGUGACGAGAUGGGCCUCGUUGCAAAGAAAAUACUCUAGCUGAUUUCUCACAGAUAAACUACAACACCGACGUGAGACAGAGACACGCAAGCAAUCUAUGUUCCCGACGUCGUCGAGAAAGCGAAACCACGAUAAACAAUGAAAAAGCUGCAUUUUCUACUUUUAUAUCGAAAAAAAUAACAGAUAACAACCGCCCUGCAUCCCGGCUCGCGGUGGAGCAGACCCAAAACGCCCACCCCGGAGCACCACCCACCGGACCGCAACAGAACCAAACAAGACGGAACAAGCGCUUUCAAGGCCCCGGGCCGGGUGCGUACGAUCCGAAGAUCAAAACGGACUACCGCAAUCCGUACCGGCUCCCCAGAACCGACCAUCUUUCCUUCGGCAGCAGCUCCAGCCGCGCGACCGGUGGGGAAUACGAUGAAAAACCCGGGCCUGGGGAGUACACUCCCCACGUGUUCGGGGAGAUCGCGGACGCGACCAGACCGCGGCUCGGUCACGUCCCCGCGCAGUCCCAGAGUCUGCGGCCGAACAAGAAAGCCAUGGCGCCGGGACCCGGCGCGUACGAGGUGUCGAAGGGACUGCUGAAAAAAAGCUACAACACGACACUGAACAAGCGGUUUAACUGACGGUUGUUGCACUAGGAGCGGUGUCUACAGCGGCCUCAAAUAGCUGCACUCCGAAGCGAGGCCACUGGCACUGCAGCGUGAGAAGAAUUUGUAAAAGGAAAAGCUCAUGUCCUCAUCUCAGUUCCGCUCAAACACAUAAACAAACUAAAUUCAAUUUUCUCAACAUUCAACCUUAUUCAAAUCUAACAAGCAACAGGAUAGGACUCGCUCCCCUUUGAAGGAACGCAGUUUCUACUUCUUCAAGAAACCAACCAACUUGUAUGUGAAACAGCCAAGACCUCUGAAGGUGUCUUCAAUAGGACCAGGUGGCUCUGUGUCAGCAACAGCAAUCCACCCCGCGUUUCGGCGUUAGGAAAACAAGUGUAAAAAUGGCAAAAAGUCCACUGAAAUCCAGACAAAAAAAAAAGUGUGAGACCGGGUGAAUUCGGUUUGCCGCAGCACGUCGAGAC
Molecule: messenger RNA, 3802 nt
Organism: Amoebophrya sp. A120
Lineage: Eukaryota; Dinophyceae; Syndiniales; Amoebophryaceae
Source: the annotation of a GenBank genome assembly